Talaromyces proteolyticus is the source of this 4044-nucleotide messenger RNA. Its product is annotated as protein kinase c. The transcript has 8 exons. The coding region runs from base 327 to 3548 and encodes 1073 amino acids. Gene Ontology annotation, molecular function: diacylglycerol-dependent serine/threonine kinase activity; ATP binding. The record is from RefSeq and is a predicted model, not a curated record. Gene Ontology annotation, biological process: protein phosphorylation; signal transduction; fungal-type cell wall biogenesis. Lineage: Eukaryota; Fungi; Ascomycota; Eurotiomycetes; Eurotiales; Trichocomaceae.
CGGGUCUGCUCUGCUCGCUGGUGCCCUCAUUCCCUCUGAGGUGCGUUGAUGAAUUAAUAUUAAUGCGGUUGUCGGCUGCUACCUGAUAUCUUACAUCAUCCACAUAAACAAGAUUAGCGAGUGACUUCCCCAGCCGGUGAUACGUUCCCCCGCGGUAGCACCCCUCAGUGUGUGCGUGCGUGUGUGUGCGGCAACAACCCAGCGUCUCGUACCACACCAGCAGUCGUCUCUGCCUGUCCGACUAUACCUUGCAAGCCCCAGCGAACAAGCACAUCUCUUUUUAUCGAAUUUGAGAGACUCCACGUCCCGCCGGACGAGUCGUCACCAUGGACGAGCUCAUCGCUUCCGUCCACCGGAAGAUCGACCGCGAGAAGGCUCUCAUCGCAGCCGCAACCAAUAUGAGACAGUCGACCGAUAACCCGAUGGUGCAGCAAGGAGUCGAUGCCAACAUCCGCGACGGCCGCAAGAACAUCGCGUACCUGGAGGAGAAGAUGAGAGAACUGCAGAUCCGGAAGAGCGGGGGCGCCAGCUCAGGGCCACCUCAAUUACCACCGCUGGGAGGAAACGGUGAACAGUUUGGCUUUGGUGGGAGCCCUGAUGCUCCGGCGCCGCCUCCCAAAGACUUUGGCGAUACAGGCGAGUACGGGGAUGUGGGCCCAGGAGGCUACAGUCAAGGAGGUACAGGCACGAUGCCAUCGCACGCUCCCUUUGCCGACCCUCGACCAUAUGGUGCUAUCCCCAAGGCUCGUCCAAACUACAGCAAACUUGAUCUGAUCAAGUACGAUACGCCUUAUCUCGGCCCAAAGAUCCAACUCAUGCUCUCACAGCUCGAAUUCAAACUCAGCGUGGAAAAACAAUACAAGGCUGGGAUUGAAAAGAUGGUCCGUCUAUAUCAAGAUGAAGGCGAUAGAAAGAGCCGUGCCGAUGCCGAAGGACGUCGCAUUGAAAGCAACCAGAAAAUCCAGUUGCUAAAGCAGUCUUUGAAAAGAUACGAGGAUCUACAUGUUGACAUCGAGAGCUCGGCGGAUAACGCCGAUGACGAUAGUAUUAAUGCUCCCAAUAUGCGCAAGCCUCUCACUGGUCAUUUGACUAUGCGGGUGCAUGCAGUCAGAGAUGUCGACCACGCAGCGAGUUCUCGGUUCUCACGCGGUCCAGAAACCUACGUCAUCCUCAAGGUCGAAGAUGCCAUUAAAGCACGCACAAAGGCCACUCGAACCGAUAGAUGGACGGAAGAAAUGUUCAGCGUCGAUAUUGAUAAAGCAAAUGAGAUUGAACUUACCGUUUACGAUAAAUCUGGGGACCGCCCCACCCCAAUUGGAAUGCUUUGGAUUCGCAUCUCGGAUAUCGCUGAAGAAAUGCGAAGGAAAAAGAUUGAAUCCGAACUCGCUUCGAAUGGCUGGGUUUCGGCAGAUAAGAUGGCCCAAGGCGGACCUGGAAGACAAGACGGGAACUCACAAAUAGGUGGAUCUGGUGGACAGCGUCCAGGCACGCAAGGUCAGUCACAUGGAGGCGCCGCAGGUGCUGAAGGCGGUGGUAAUUCCGUGAUGAUUGAUUCAUGGUUUGCAUUGGAGCCCGUGGGUAGGAUACAUCUGACGAUGAGCUUCGCCAAACAAUUGAAAGAUCGCCGACCGAUUGAUCUUGGUUUGAACCGACAGGGUGCAGUUCGUCAAAGGAAAGAAGAGGUGCACGAGAAACAGGGGCACAAGUUCGUUACGCAGCAAUUCUACAAUAUUAUGCGUUGUGCUCUUUGUGGAGAUUUUUUAAAGUACGCUGCUGGCAUGCAGUGCGAGGACUGCAAGUACACAUGUCAUCGCAAGUGUUAUCCAAAGGUUGUCACGAAGUGUAUCAGCAAAGCCAACUAUGAGACCGACCCGGACGAGGAGAAAAUCAAACACCGCAUUCCUCAUCGCUUCGAAAACUUUGCCAAUAUUUCAGCCAACUGGUGCUGCCACUGUGGAUCUUUGCUACCUUUUGGCCGUAAAAACGCGAAGAAGUGCACAGAAUGCAGUCUCACUUGCCAUACCGACUGUGCGCAUUUGGUUCCAGACUUCUGUGGUAUGUCCAUGGAAGCAGCCAACGAGAUUAUCAAGGCUAUGAUCCGCCAGAAGGGUCAAACCUAUAGUAAACCACUUACGGCCUCCGAUCUAAGUAAUAGGAACCUGAGGGAUAAUGCCCCUCCUACAACUCCGUCAAAACAACUGGAGUAUUCGAGCCCAUCAACCGAGGCUAUCAGCGCUGCAAGUACUUCUUACCCGCCACCUCAGUCGCCAACCAGUGGCAGAUCGCAUCCGCCGCGAACAUCAUCUAUUGAAGCACAAAAGGCUGCUGAAGCCGCGAUUAGUAUGCGUCCGCCAUACCAAGCACCUCCAGAAUCUCGACCCGCUCAACCACCGCAACCUCCUCAUCAGCCCUACGACCCUUCUGCCUUUUCGAAUUUCCUUCAAGGACCUCCUGCUACCACUCCAGUCCAAAAGUCAUACCAGAUACCCCCUCCUCCUCCACAAGCUCAAGCACCUCUGUCUCAAGCAGUUGUGGCUCAGCCGCCUCUUGUGAAAGAGCCCCCCUCAACAGGAAGGGGCCCAAGAAUUGGACUGGAUCACUUCAACUUCUUGGCUGUUCUAGGAAAAGGUAACUUUGGUAAGGUUAUGCUUGCCGAGGCAAAAUCAAGCAAGAAACUUUAUGCUAUCAAAGUUCUGAAGAAGGAGUUCAUCAUCGAGAAUGAUGAGGUUGAAAGUACCAAAUCUGAGAAGCGGGUUUUCCUCAUCGCUAAUAAGGAGCGCCACCCGUUCCUUUUGAAUCUGCACGCUUGUUUCCAGACGGAAACUCGUGUGUACUUCGUCAUGAAGUACAUCAGUGGUGGUGAUUUGAUGUUACAUAUCCAACGCGGCCAGUUUGGUCUCAAGCGCGCACAAUUCUACGCUGCUGAAGUUUGUUUAGCGCUCAAAUACUUCCACGAGAACGGAGUCAUCUAUCGAGAUUUGAAGCUUGACAACAUUCUUUUGACAUUAGACGGUCAUAUUAAGAUUGCUGACUACGGUCUAUGUAAGGAAGAAAUGUGGUAUGGAUGCACAACCGGCACAUUCUGUGGUACCCCUGAAUUCAUGGCACCGGAGAUUCUUCUCGAUAAGAAAUACGGCCGAGCAGUUGAUUGGUGGGCAUUCGGUGUGCUGAUUUACCAAAUGCUUCUCCAGCAGUCGCCUUUCCGUGGAGAAGAUGAAGACGAAAUAUAUGAUGCCAUUCUUGCCGACGAACCUUUGUACCCAAUUCACAUGCCUCGCGACUCGGUUUCCAUCUUGCAGAAAUUACUGACUCGUGAACCUGAACUGCGUCUGGGAUCGGGGCCUACUGAUGCCCAAGAAAUCAUGUCACACGCAUUUUUCCGAAAUAUUAACUGGGACGAUGUCUACCAUAAACGAGUCACGCCACCCUUCCUUCCAACGAUUCAGAGCGAAACCGAUACCAGCAAUUUCGACCAGGAAUUCACCAGCGUUACUCCUGUUCUUACCCCUGUACAGUCUGGUAAGUUUCGAAUACUGAAUAAUUUAUAAUAAAAUUUCUACUAACUUUUAUAUUUUAGUUCUCUCCCAGGCUAUGCAGGAACAGUUCCGUGGUUUCUCAUACACUGCCGACUUUGAUUAGUUUAUUCUUUUCCAUUCUUCCAUUUCUUUUUGCGUAUGAUGCAAAUGAGUUGACGGUGUAAUGUGCUAUCUUUCUACGCUCGUGAGUGCCUCAAAAAAUGGGGGUUUUAAUAAAAUGAUGAUGUGAUUUUAUAUGCUUUUUUGGGGUAUAAUUAAAUCUUUUUAUAUAUCUUUCAAGAUGAUUGUUUCUGUGAGAUUCUUAAUCAAUAUUUAGAAUUCAUGAGGAGAAUGUGGCUUAUUUUAAGCAUAACUAACCCAAGUCCUCUUUAAUUUCACUAAUAACUCUACACCUACUCAACUUUUGAUUCCACUAAAUUACGAGACGCAGCUAUACCCCGUACGACUUUCACAACAGCAACGAUGGAUUGGAAUUAUCUACUAUGUAAUUGACGUUGCCUUUCACAGA